AUGACAAAGCAGCAGCCGGUGCAGAGCCUCCUGAUGGCACCACCCGUUCCGUCCCGCCACCUUGGAGAGCGUCACGAACAUCACCUUGACUUCCAGGGGAAGAAGAAUGCGCAGCGGAGCUCUCCUUCCAGAGGCGCAGCGCGGAGCUCAGCAGGCCCGGUUCAAAUGGCUCCACAGCAGCCGCCGCGCCUGGAGGACAACCCGGCGCUCUGCGACGCCCAGAUGGAGCAACACAGUCACACCCAGGACGCACGGAGCGCGGAACAGGAGAGGAGCAGCGGAGGGAGGAUAAAGAGCUACAAGCGGUAUCCAAAACCACCGUACUCCUAUCUGGCCAUGAUCGCCAUGGUCAUCCAGCGGUCUCCAGAGAAGAAGCUGACAUUGUCCGAGAUCCUGAAGGAAAUCAGCACCCUCUUUCCGUUUUUCACAGGAAACUACAAAGGUUGGAGGGAUUCUGUGCGUCACAACCUUUCCUCUUAUGACUGCUUUGUUAAGGUGCUCAAGGACCCGGGCAAACCUAAAGGAAAAGGGAACUUUUGGACGGUGGAUCUGAGCCGUGUCCCGCUGGAGCUCCUGAAGAAGCAGAACACGGCCGUGUCGCGCCAGGACAAGACCGUCUUCGUUCAGGAUCUGGCCCCCUACAUCCUGCAGGGGUACAAGACAGACUCUGAGCCCCUCGCUGAUUCUGUCACCUCCCGCUCACCCGUGCGCUCGGGGGACCCCUCGCCGCCACAGGGGGACCCGUCGCCACCCAAGCUGGAGUUGUCCUUCACCAUCGACUCCCUUCUGCACAGCCUGCGGCCUUCUCCUGCGUCUGGAGAUGGAGAGGUGGCUGCCGGGGACUGCUGGGGGGAGACGGAGCGCCCUUGUUACGCCUCCUCGGCCCGCGGUGCCUUGGUCAGCUCUGUGAGCCCCCCCACAUCCACCUCCUCCUCCUCUGACGAGGAAUGGAGAGGAGCGCAGCCCCCUGCGAAACAUCUCCUUCCCUACUUUGAGUCUAGAUCGGAUGUUUAUGGGGAUUACAGGCCACCGCUGCAAAAAUCUUCCAGGCAGGAGACUUUUGCCCCCCCCUGGGAGCUGCCUACUUCCUAUUCAAAGUAUGCUCCCCCCAACGCUGUUGCCCCACCCAGCAUGCGGUUCACCGGAAGUCCCUUGAUACCCCUGCAUGGUGGACUACCUCUUUACAGCUACAGCGGCUCUCCUUUGGCACCCGGUCACUUCCUGGGUCCCACCUACUGGCCCCUCCUCCCCAGCAGACCGGCCUCAGUUCCACCCCCUCCUUUACUCAUGGACCUGGACCGCAUGUUACAGUCUGUGCCUCCCAAUAAAAGCGUUUUUGAUGCGCUGCUGCCACCGAGUCAGAACUCGUACUCCCUUCCCCAAGCACCGAGUCCGUACGGCCUGCAGAGCGGGGCUCCACUGACCCGGUACCAUCAGUUCUGA
Molecule: messenger RNA, 1443 nt
Organism: Nematolebias whitei (Rio pearlfish)
Lineage: Eukaryota; Metazoa; Chordata; Actinopteri; Cyprinodontiformes; Rivulidae
Gene: foxh1
Product: forkhead box H1
Biological process (GO): regulation of DNA-templated transcription
Molecular function (GO): sequence-specific DNA binding; DNA-binding transcription factor activity
Source: RefSeq, a predicted model, not a curated record